AUGAAUAAGGCUUCAGUUCUGGGGUUGCUGAUCUGCUUUCUUCUUUGCCUUCAGUCAAGAACUGAGGGUUCACAAAAUAAGAGUCUUGUUGAAAACACUACUACUACUUGUGAGAUAACUGAAUACGAAAUUGGUAUUCCACCAGCGCUCACCAUCGAUAAGGGCAUUAGCACAUUUUUCAUGACAUCUGUUGCUAUAGUAGCUGUUUUGUGCAACAUUCUCAUCAUAUUGGUGGUCUCGUUAAAUCCGCACAUGCGYACUACGACAAACUACCUCAUCUUAAACAUGGCUGUUGGUGAUUUGGUUUCCACCGUGAUAGGAACCUCUUGGACGGUGAAGUAUGUGCAAUCGGGCUCGGAGUGGGACGGGGAUGAAAUCUUUGGCGAAUUCAUCUGGUGCAAACUGGGCUGUCCUUUGUAUUACAUCUGCAUGCUCUGCUCCAUAUACAGCCUCGUUGUUAUCACGUUUGAUCGGUUCCUGGCAGUUACUCGUCCUUUCCAGUACAARMACUACUCUUCCUGGACGAAGUUUACCAUACMUGGUAUUUGGGUUGCAUCUGCUGCUGUGCCAAUGCACCUUGCGAUGGAAAAAAUGAUUUUUUGUAAAAUCGACGGCAAGAAUUAUUGCAUCACCAAGAAAUCUCCAUUUGACGGCAUUCUUCUUCUCUCUCUUGGGUUCAUCCUUCCCCACGUGAUCAUAAUAAUUCUAUAUAUGGUAGUUGCCUACAAGGUCUGGAAAAGACGAAUUCCUGGAAAGCAUUCWGAAGAAGUGGAAAGUCAGCCAUCUUCCAAUMAGGUUGCCAGAAAAGUCACUCGCAUGAUAAUAAGCAUCCURGUGGCCUUUCAAGUAUCRUGGGGUCCAGUCUUCUACGGCUAUGUAUUUCCGUAUUUGUAUUUGACGGAAGAAAAGCAAAGCUACGCCAAUACGUUUUGGUUCAAGAUUCUGAUGAUCUCCAAUGGGAUUUUGAAUGCCCUUAUUUACGCYAUUUUCAAUGAAAAUUUCCGAUGCGCAUUCAAAGAAGUGCUUCUCUGUAAAUUUGCCAUGAACAGCAACCAGCAUGAUCAUCCAGCUGCUCUGCAUAUCAUAGUUCGUCUCAGUAAAGCCACAAUGAAGAAGGUGUCUCUCUUCGGUCUGUUCAUCGCUCUUUUUGUUCUAUGCUUACAGUCAAGAUCUGAAGAUUCGCGAAAUGGCAUUAAGAAAAAAAAUUCAACGAAUACAUGCGAUGUCGAUGAAAAUGUCUUUCUCACGAGGUUCGACUUCGGCAAUGAUUURGGCUGCGCCAUCAUGAUUGCUAUUGCCACAGUGUCAGUCCUUUGCAAUGCUCUAAUCAUUCAUGUUGUAAGAGUUAAUAAACACAUGCACAGUUCCACCAACUAUCUCAUCGUCAAUAUGGCGGUUGGUGAUUUGGUUGCAACGGUUUUAAUUACCAUUUGGACAGUGAAAUGUGCUCGAAGUGGUUCGACAUGGAGUGGGAAUGAAUUCUUURGUAGGUAUAUCUACUGCAGACUGGGUUGUCCAUUGUAUUAUGUAUGCAUGCUCUGCUCCAUAUUCAGUCUUCUUGUGAUCUCUUUUGAUCGCUUCAUGGCCGUCACACGUCCUCUCAAAUACAAAAACCAUUCUUCCUGGACAAGGUAUGCUAUUCCAGCUAUUUGGUUUGCUUCMAUGGCACUACCAGCUCACUACRUUUUGACAAAAAUASACUUCUGUGCAGGAAAAGAUGGAAAGUACUACUACUGCGCCACACAACAAUCCCCUGUCGAUGCCAUUUUGAUCAUYACCUCUGGAUUUGGUCUWCCCCUCUGUGCAAUUGUAGCUCUCUAUGCGGCAAUUUCAUACAAGCUCUUCACAAGACGUGUUCCUGGSGAACAAGKYGAAAAGGUUGACRKCAAAUCCACAGCCAACAAACUUGCCAAAAAGGUUACUUACAUGAUAAUCUGCAUUCUCACGGCAUUUGAGUUGUCGUGGAGUCCAAUGUUCAUUGGAUAYGUCUUCCCAUUCUUAUUCCGUGGCACAAUCAAUGACAAUGCAUUGAGYAUUUUUAUUUUUAAACUUCUGAUGAUAUSCAAUGGAAGUUUCAACGCCCUGAUUUACGCAAUCUUCAAUGACAAUUUCAGAGUUGCAUUCAAGGAAACACUGCACUUCAAGAUAUUGAUGAAUCACUUGAGAAAACUACGAAAAGGAUUCCACGCCUUUAUGUCUGGUGCCAGACAUAGCAAACGCAAAUUGAGACCAGAACAGUCCUCGACUACAGAGACUGAAGAACAAGAAAAGUUAUAGAUCUAUCGGGUUUCUAAUGGAAAGGUCUAAAGACACUGAUAAACUAAAUAAUUCAUGCGUUAUUCUUAAUUCCUUUACAAAAAUAAUUAAAAAAUUUGGUCGAUGCCUUUUUUUUCAAUAAAUUCCAGCUCAAGAUCAGAUCUGAUGAGAAAAUCCAGUUCUGUUUUCUUUUUAUUGUCAGUUUUUGUGUCAGUAUUUUGUCAUUUUUAAAAGUUCCUAUUAUAAACAUUGUAGAGAGACAAUGAAGUUGUAGAACGCACAUAUUAUACGACCUAUACAUACUAUACAAGUAAAUGAGAUAAUUGUUUGUAAACAAUACGAAAAUAUGCUAAAAAGUUUACUAAUAGUCAAUUGUGAAUAAUGCAAAAAAGGUUAAUUAAUUAGAAUAGUAGUGUAUGA
Molecule: messenger RNA, 2676 nt
Organism: Exaiptasia diaphana
Lineage: Eukaryota; Metazoa; Cnidaria; Anthozoa; Actiniaria; Aiptasiidae
Exons: 4
Coding region: 1-2277 (758 amino acids)
Biological process (GO): G protein-coupled receptor signaling pathway
Cellular component (GO): membrane
Molecular function (GO): G protein-coupled receptor activity
Source: RefSeq, a predicted model, not a curated record